This is a messenger RNA of Fusarium venenatum, 699 nucleotides long. RefSeq lists its product as uncharacterized. The record is from RefSeq and is a predicted model, not a curated record. NCBI's taxonomy places the organism in Eukaryota, Fungi, Ascomycota, Sordariomycetes, Hypocreales, Nectriaceae.
AUGCAUUUCCAACCCGUCGAGCAAAUGACUGACGAACCAUAUACCGCUCGUCCUCAGGAUGAAACUCAAACUGAUCAUCCAGAAACAAACGAUGCGCUAGAUGACGUCUUUGGCUCGGGUCCUUCGUCACCUACAGAGCAUCAUCACAACGAUGAGUCAGGCACAGCUCACCCUUCUGAUAUCCGUCGAUUACAGACAGAACAUACGACAGCUGGAUAUCGUGAGGGUAUCACGGUCUCCAAGGAGAGCAGUAUUCAGGCUGGUUUCGAUGAGGGGUUCAGUCUUGGCGCGAGCGUAGGGCUUAGAGCAGGUCAACUGCUAGGUCUGCUAGAAGGCAUCGCAGAAGCCGUCCACAGCCUCAAAGACGCGGAUUCUUCUCGGAUCGCUGAGCUCAUGAAGCAAGCACACGAGGAACUCAGCACGCAGGGUAUUUUCAAGCCCGAAUACUGGGCUGAAGACGGGAACUGGAAGUACAAAGUUGAGCCUGCCGCAGGCGCAGAAGAAGUUGUCUUUGCGGAUGUGGCGGAUGCGCACCCACUGGUGAAGAAAUGGACAGAGGUUGUUGAGGAGCAGAUUAAGUUGUGGAAGAUUGAUCGGAGUAUUUUGGAUGAUGAGACGGGUGUGAGGUUGGAGAGUAUAAUGGACGACAUGCUAGGAUCGGGAGCUGCACCAGUGGCAAAGAAACCUUUGGAUUGGUGA